AUGAAGCAGUACAGGAACCAUCCAUCUAUAUUAUUCUGUUCAUAUCUAUCUAUCUAUCUAUCUAUCUAUCUAUCUGAUUCAGGUCUGUCUAUAUAUCACUCUUUUCAUAUCUAUCUAUCUAUCUAUCUAUCUAUCUAUCUAUCUAUCUAUCUAUCUAUCUAUCAUUUUCUUCAUAUCUAUCUAUCUUAUUCUAUUCAGGUCUGUCUAUAUAUCACCCUUUUGGCAAAUCUAUCUAUCUAUCUAUCUAUUAUCUAUCUAUCUAUCUUAUCUAUCUAUCUAUCUUCAUUUUCUUCAUAUCUAUCUCUCUAUCUUAUUCUGUUCAUAUCUAUCUAUCUAUCUAUCUAUCUAUCUAUCUAUCUAUCUAUCUAUCUAUCUUAUUCUGUUCAUAAGUAUCUAUCUUUAUUUCUUUUUGUUUCUAUUUUAUACAUAGGAACUGUUUACAUCUACAGGAAUGAAUCUAUCUAUCUAUCUAUCUAUCUAUCUAUCUAUCUAUCUAUCUAUCUAUCUAUCUUCUGCACUAUAUCUAUCUAUCUAUCUAUCUAUCUAUCUAUCUUAUUUAUCCUUAUAUUAAUGUCAAUCUUCAUAUCCAUAUCUCAGUCUGCGUCCUAUCUCUCUCCUUCAUUCACUUUCUCUCUCUCUCUCUAUCUAUUCUGCGCUCUAUCUAUCUAUCUAUCUAUCUAUCUAUCUAUCUAUCUAUCUAUCUAUCUAUCUAUCUAUAAUCCAGACUCUCUGUGUAUAUAA
Acanthosepion pharaonis is the source of this 741-nucleotide messenger RNA. The record is from the annotation of a GenBank genome assembly. NCBI's taxonomy places the organism in Eukaryota, Metazoa, Mollusca, Cephalopoda, Sepiida, Sepiidae.